AUGGAUCGGCUUCCAAGAAAAAAAGCCAGCGAUGUGUUCGUCGACGAGCACAUCGAGGCGCACACGAGUGACAACGAAGACCAUACCUUCGCCGGCAUCAUGUUCAAUGUCUCUGUCGCUAACCUCCCCUUCGAAGCUGUCCAGAUCAGCUCCGUGUGGAUCAGAGGUGGGCUCGGUCCCAUCUCGAUCUGGUCGACGCCGGAGGGCUUCGAGGACAAGCGUGAGAAGCAGGAGGAGUGGGAGAACCACUAUUCGAAGCAGCAUCGAGCGAGCUUGUAUCAGUUCAAGGAGAUGAAGCUGAAAAAGCCGAUCCUUCUGAGCGCAGGAGAGACUAGGGGCAUCUACAUCCACUCGGCGUGCGAGGGGGACGAGCAGAUUGUCUACGACGACAAGCGUGGAAGGCAGACAUACUCGGAUUUCUGUCUCAAGAUUCGGCCAGGGUAUGCGCAUCUCUCCCACGUUCCCUUCAGCGCUGAGCACACGAACUGGGGGGGCUGGGGCCCAGCAUGGAGGGACAACCGGGCGUUCGUGGGGAAGCUUGACUAUGGGAUCAAGUGGCUGCGGUGGAAUCCAGAGGUUCACGUCCAGCUUCCCUCCUUUUUCCGCAAGAUAGUUUGGUGCCUGCUGAUGUCGCAGCAUGCUCGGGCGUCCUGCAGCUUCUUGCACGUGCUCGAAGAGAACAGCCUCUUCUACAUCAUCAACAGCGUCAACUGGUGGGAGAUGGCUGGUUCGAAGAAGGCGUUGAGGAGGAAGAAGGUGGUGAGGGAGGAGGCUGAGGAGUUAGCAGGCAAGAAGAGUAAGAAGAGGAGUAGGAUGUCAUGGCCAGGGCUGAAUUACUACGUCGAUGACGUGGCGGAGGGCGACGAGCUAUAG
Molecule: messenger RNA, 873 nt
Organism: Guillardia theta CCMP2712
Lineage: Eukaryota; Cryptophyceae; Pyrenomonadales; Geminigeraceae
Exons: 3
Coding region: 1-873 (290 amino acids)
Source: RefSeq, a predicted model, not a curated record